Bipolaris oryzae ATCC 44560 is the source of this 2082-nucleotide messenger RNA. RefSeq lists its product as uncharacterized. The coding region runs from base 1 to 2082 and encodes 693 amino acids. Gene Ontology annotation, biological process: chromatin remodeling. NCBI's taxonomy places the organism in Eukaryota, Fungi, Ascomycota, Dothideomycetes, Pleosporales, Pleosporaceae. The record is from RefSeq and is a predicted model, not a curated record. The transcript has 3 exons.
AUGUACGGCAUGAAUCAGGCCUACCAUGCUCCCGACCCGAGUGCGCAGGUUCCAAAUCACCUGCUUGCCCAUGUUCAUCUGAUAUCGUCGUAUCGCUUCCCGACCUUGCCUGGCCUGCAAGCCGCUCAGGCCCUCGAGUAUCUUAUCAAAGGCCCGCAGAUUGUGCGCGACACCUCGCCCGUUGCGUGGACGUUCCUGGCAGCUCCCCCGCCAGAUGGCACCGUUAUCCUCACCUGGCAGCCCCCGCGCAUGGGAAAUAUGUUUGCGUCGGAUGGAAUGGUUUGGGCGGAUGCCGAGAGCGCAUACGACAUGAAUGUGCGCGGUUAUACCCUCCAGGUUUUUGUACACAACAGCGGAUACCACUACCCACAUGAGCCAUAUGCGAUGCACGCACGCCAUCGCUACAGGAUAGCUGCUGGACCUGGUACCAUUGAUCCUAAUCUCUGGCUGGUCCACUAUAAGCCGGCAGACCCACAAAACCGAAUUCCGGCCGCUCAGAUCCCCAUACCGCGCGAUGUGCAGACCCAGCUACAGACGCGCGCUCAGUUACAGCAAGCAGGACCAUUGAUGCGCAAGGAGUUUAUGCUGGUUGACCAAGCCAACUGGCCCAAGGUCGAGUUUGGACAACAAGCCAUGAGGGGCCCGCAGCCCUACUACAACCCGAUGCAGCCAGGCCGACCAUAUGCUGCGCAUCCGCCUCCGGCCAAACGCCAGCGCUUGCCGACACAGCCCCCGCCUCGCCAGCCGGCGCCAGGCGCAAUCAUACCGGAUAACACACUUGACGAAGAGGAGAAUGCCACACAAGAUGCGUUUGACUUUUUAACACCACGCGAAAUCAGCUUGUCGCGAUACAAGCAACACCACGAAUGGAUGGAGGAGAUUUUCUCGUCGCCGUAUGCGAUUGGAAAGAUUACGCCGAUUGAUCUUGGACUGGGUCUUAUGGGAGAAUUAGCUCCACUCACUGCCGGCAUUCUGGACGCUCCAGGGGCGGAGAAUGUAGAGAUGGGGAAAGAAAACUACAAGAUCAAGAAUUACUACAAGCUGGAUGCGGAGCAGCUCAAGGGCUUUGAGAAGCGUGUGACAGAAUACACGACGAAUGAGCAAGCCGAGAUUGAUAAGAUGAAGGCCAACCAUGCGAAGAAGAUUGCCCAACUGAAGCGCACGCGGACAUAUAUCAAGGCAGAGCGGCGAUUACGAGAACUUUCACGCUCUGCUGAGAGCGAGGGUGACGGUGCGAAUCUAGUGGAGGAAGUUGUAGAGGAUCUGCAAAAGUCGCUGGGAGUCACGUUUGAGGCAAAGAAGGCUGUUUUGUGCGUGGACAAGGGCGGGUUCAUGGAGGUGCAGCAACCGUCACCUCCCAAGCCGCAGGUGAAUGGGGAUGGUGGUGAGCAGAGCGCGAACGGAACGUCAGUGGGAGCCAACAACGACGGAGCGAUGGAGGAAGAUUCUACAGCGGAACUCCUUGAUCAAUAUGGAUCCGGAUCGAUAUCUGGAACACCUAUCGGGAACAUUUCACUGCCUCGACUGUCGCAGCCUCCGAGCCAGUCGCAAUCUGCGAACGGAACACCCAACGCACCGCACGGCAACACGAACCAGGCGGCAACGUUUGAUCAACAAGAUAGCAACCUGGAUGUGGGGGCAGACCUACUUGACUUGGACGUGGAGAUGUCUGGCAUGGCGGGAGCUGGGGACAAGGGCGACGAGUGGGUGAUGGUGAAUGAUCAAGCAGGAAAUGGACAACAAGCGAGCGGCAAUACCGAGCAAGCCAACGUGAACAACAGCAGCAGCAACAACAACAACAACAACAACAACCAAGCAAGCAACAAUGGAAGUAACGGCGGUGCAGCAGGUGGUAGUGGGGGCAGUGGGAUUGCAGCAACCAAUCUAGAGGCGGAUGCAGGCAGUAUGUUUGACGGAGCGGAUUUUGGAAGCUUCGACAACCUGGACAGUGCGGGGGAUGCUCUGGCCGACUACGGGCACGACGACAAUCUUGGGCUAGAUCUAGUAGAUGACAGUGCAUUUGGCGAUGCGUUCCAUGGGACGGAGAUGCAUAAUGACAACGGCGAAGGCGAGAAUGCGUAG